AUGCCUUUUGAUGAGCAAGUUGGCGACCCUAUCGAAGACGAUCUCGAGAUCAACGACGACGAAUUCUUUGAUGACGAAGACGAGCGAGACUAUGCCCCUCGUGCACAUCCGGUUGCUUGCCAGACAACCGAAUCCCUCAAGGCAUUUCAUCAGCAACGAGGGACAACUGGAGAAGACUUUCGGCUCCGCAUUCUCAAGAUCUUGGACUUCAUGCAGUCACAGGCAAUGAAUACAGCAUUGUUCCUUCACCACCUCUGCUGGAACACGCCCGAAAUCAUCACUGAUGCGCGCUGCAAGUACGAGCGCACCUCUGUAACACAUAGCAAGGAACUUAAAGGGGUUCUGCGAAAUUUGUAUCGCCCACCACGCGGGCACGGCCGCGGUGUUCGCUCCAGAGGCGCUGUCGAAGCGAUGACCGAAGUCGCGCAAGAAAUUGUCACUCGGCAGGUCAACUACGAAAUGCGCGCCCUUCACCCGAUAAUGGAGGCCAAGCCAGCGGAUUUCAGAGAAGAAUCGCUGCUACAGAUCACCCUCGACGAUAUGAUCUCACGUGUUCGUGCUGCGGCACCCACCUGGUGGUCAAUCUGUAGCAAUGCGGCCUUUACUCCCAAGCAAGCUGCCAGAAACACGAAGAAAUCAAGUCCAGACACAGCUAUUCUCAUGGUCACGUCGAUCGUGAGCUUCAGUCGCUCAGUCCGUCGCUGCAAGAUGCAACAGCUCAUGAGUGCGUACCUUAAGUCCUGCGGCCUCAAAGCACGCGCCUUCGAUACUCUCCAUGCGCUCUAUUUUUGUAUGAGCCAGAAGACCGUCUAUACAGCCGUUGAUACCAUUGCGGAGACGACACAGGAGCGGAUGAAAGCUGACGUGAAGGAUUACCCAAUCCGUGGUUCGCACGACAACAUAAACAUUAGAUUUCAAGCGUACGAGCAACGCACUGACAACAAGUCUCACUUCGACAGCGGCACGGCUGCGACUGUCUAUCCGGUCAAAGACCCUGAUGCUGUACCGCCGAACGCUGCAGCGUACCAUGAAAAAAGGGCUGCUGGUUCUCAAAACUCAAUUACCCCCCUCGAUAUUUUUGAGCUUGAGUCUCAGGCCAGCCCCCGUAUUCACACCCGUGCCGUUUAUCAGAUCAUUCGCUUCCUAAUCGAUUCGGCACCGUUCGACUUAUCUACCUAUGAGCACAAGGAGAGCGAGCUCUUCAAGCCUCCUCCACCUGUUCACCAGCUACCAACCGGUCCAGAACACGCCCUGUGUCAAUACAUGCUAGGCACGAUCCACCAAGAGGAGGCAUCGUACGAAGGCAACGAGCGCUGUAUGCAUGAAUGGUUGCGGCAGCUCGGCCUGGACACUGUCGAGAACAUGAAGCACAUAUCUCAAGAGCAGCUGAUUGUUUGGAUGGGCGAUCAACUGACAAGCUCGCGCUUCCGUGGCCUCAAGAAUUUCAGGUCACAGGACCUGAAUUCCGCCCAGCGGUUCGAGUUUUUAAUCGAAUUGGCUGGCUGGUUCCACGCCCAGAUCAAUCUGGGCUUUUCAUUCCACCAUCAGUACUACGGAAAGCCCGGAACGAUGGGUCUCAAGCAUGCGAUCGACCUUCUCGAGCGCAAAAACCUUGCGACUCCCUCGGUACAAGGGACCUUCCACCACAAUCUCGACGAGCUCCUUCACCACGUCGCCGAAGCGCACUUUCGGGAUGCUUGGUGCACCAUUGCGAACGUCGACUCUCUGGAUGAGCUUCGUUCUCGUACCCCUCAAGAACUUUCUAAGCUCGCGUCUAAGCUUUGGGAAAAACUUGCAUCAACUCAUGCUCUCGAUAAGCUGUGCGAGAAGACCAACGAGGCAGCUGAUGACUACUUCCAACAGGCCGUGAUGUUCAACCGUGACAUCCUCGACUACCUUGAGCUUGACGACGCAAUCAAGACAGGAGAUGUUGGCCGUGUGCGCGACCUUCUGCCGCGCCUCCUUUUCCGUUUCCUAGGUGGCGGACACACUAAUUAUGUCAUAGAGAUGUUAGAGCUUAUUCAAGCUCUUGAAUGCGAAUGGCCAGAGGAUCUCAAAGUUUGGGUUCUCAAGUAUUGCUGGCUUGGAAAUACCACUGGUCGGCCGGGCUGCUUUUCGCCCUUCGACUUAAUUCAAGAGCAUAAUAUCCGGGAUAUCAAGCAUAUAUUCGCCGUCUUUGGUCCGUACGCUACCUGGGAGUAUAUAAAGAAGAUCUCAGCUGCCAUACCCACUAUGCGCAAGGUCAAGGACCAUGUCGAGGCUGAUAUCAACCAUUUCCGCCGUGGUAAGACGCAUACGAAGCCUGCCAAGGAGAUCGAUGUCGCCAAACUGCAGCAGGCCUAUGCCGCAUCGAAGAUUCAUGUCUUUGACCCAACGCGCCCACGCCUGGACAUAGAGUGUCUGACUGACUACCUGCAACAAGGGUCCAAUCCGACGCUACUGCGUAAGACAAUCAAUAGAUGGACCGCGCGACGGGUUACGGCAAGAUCGACCGAGCAGGACUGGACCGACUACGUCGCACUUGCUGCGGCAAGCAUAGCAUGCAAUACACACACAAACCAUCCAGCUACUUCUACGCUGGGGGAUAAUUUAGGUGGGGAUGAAUGUCCCACCAGCUCGAAUAUGCACCAUGAUGAUUAGUGAUUCAAUUGUACAUGUGUAACGAAUAAAAUAUGUUCAAGACA
Molecule: messenger RNA, 2684 nt
Organism: Phanerochaete carnosa HHB-10118-sp
Lineage: Eukaryota; Fungi; Basidiomycota; Agaricomycetes; Polyporales; Phanerochaetaceae
Exons: 5
Coding region: 1-2640 (879 amino acids)
Source: RefSeq, a predicted model, not a curated record